Molecule: messenger RNA, 585 nt
Organism: Macroventuria anomochaeta
Lineage: Eukaryota; Fungi; Ascomycota; Dothideomycetes; Pleosporales; Didymellaceae
Product: 50S ribosomal protein-like protein L30
Exons: 2
Coding region: 179-457 (92 amino acids)
Biological process (GO): translation
Cellular component (GO): mitochondrion; large ribosomal subunit
Molecular function (GO): structural constituent of ribosome
Source: RefSeq, a predicted model, not a curated record
GUCAACGACAGCGGGAACGAGGCGCAACCACAACAGAAGACCGCAACACCUCGAAUACUUAUACGCUUGCUCGAAGCCGCAUAAACAUCCCCUACCUCGAUUGACCAUCCUCAAUACCAUCAUUCGAUCUAUCGUAAACUCGCCAAACACCCGAGGCCUUCACCUACAACCGCACAUCAUGUCGUACUUCCGGAUAACACUCAUGCGCUCGGGCAUCGGUAUGCCCCAGAAGACACAGGGCGUCCUCAAAGCCCUCGGUCUCAAGAAGCGCAUGACUACCGUCUACCACCCUGUCACACAAUCCGUCGCCGGUCAGAUCAUGCGGAUAAAGGAGCUUGUCGAUGUCAAGGAGGUCAAGCGCGCGUUGACACCCGCUGAGCAGAAGGCUGCGAGGCGGCCGGCGCCGGGGUAUUAUGUUGAGAGCAGGGCCGCGCAGGCUAUGAAGGAUUGGGAAUAAAUGGAUAGACGCCGAUUGCUGUGCUGGAAAUAGUGAAGGUCCGUGGAUCAUAAGGACAUACUGUAUGCAUAUAUGGCGUUAUGGGGAUUUGUACAGAAUGUACCAACAGUAGGGCGAAUGGAAGUGCC